AUGGUGAUUCCAACCAAUAAGAGGUCAAAAUUGCUUUUAGAUCGCGCUCGUCGGUAUAGAUCUCCUAUGAAAAGUUUGGAGUCGUCCUCUUCAAUGUUCGAAAGUAGAACUCGACGUUGUCUUCAUAGUGAGCCUUAUUGUUCUUUUUGUAAGGAAUACGAAAACCAUGUAUGUGUAGAUGAGGUAGACCGUGAUGUUCCUAUCCCACCAUGGAGUUUUGUCAUACCUGAUGAAGAUGGUGAUGCAAUGACCAUUAAUAUACCAUCAGAUGUAAACAAAGGGAACCUUCAAAUUCCAGACCAUGUACAAUGUCAACUAUGUGAAGCAUCUCAAAUAUCUGAAGACCAUAAUCAAGAUAUCAUUGAUAGUAGCAAUGUAAUCAAUAAAUAG
Molecule: messenger RNA, 390 nt
Organism: Humulus lupulus (European hop)
Lineage: Eukaryota; Viridiplantae; Streptophyta; Magnoliopsida; Rosales; Cannabaceae
Exons: 4
Coding region: 1-390 (129 amino acids)
Source: RefSeq, a predicted model, not a curated record